CUCUCACACUCUCUAUAUAAACAGUCACUCUUCACUCCUCUUAAACGCAAACGCAGAAAGUAGCAUUAAUAAGUAUUGUGAUCAUACUUUUAUUUUUCUUAAUUUCAAGCACAAAGCCGUAAGAGCGAGCGAACAAAAGAUGCAGACUGUAUCAGUUGACGAAACCAAAAACACGGUGGUGCUACGAGCUGAGCACCAGAACGAGGAAGGUCGGAAAGCUGUUGACAAGUUCGAGCUGAAGACUCGUAAUCCGGAGACGAUCAAGAGCGUCGAGCGGAAGCUGAUGGAGAAAGGCGUCCAGCGGAUGGAUCGUCAUCCUUCCGACGGGAUUCCGCUCAGGCGACCUCCCUCAAAGUCAGGUCACGGCGGGAAGUACACGUGGGAGGGACCGGAUCGGAUGGAGGAUUACGAGAUGCAGCCGGAUCCGGCGGCGAUGGACGAAGGGGAUCCUAACUACGAUGAGGAACAGGUGAAGAAGAAUCUGGAUGAUGACGUGGCGGUGGAUCUUGUCAAAGGAGAGGUUGAGGUGGCCAAGGAGGCUCCGGCUGGUGUGGCUAGAGUUGAGGUUGAUCCUCGCUUGCUCACUCGUUGAGGUUGUUGAAGGAAAGAAAAUGUUGGUUGGGGGCACAAUGUGAGAAACAGAGGAAAAAGUAGGGGUUGAAUUUGGAUUUUUUCUUUUUUUAGUUUUCUUCUUUGUGAUAUGACUCUGUAAUGUUCGGCUGGUGCAGCUGAACUUUAUCUAUGUAAAAAAAACAAUAAUUGUGAUCUGUUUGCAUUGAAAAAAUACACCAGUCGGCGGUGGUCUUUUUCAUUAUCCAA
Capsella rubella is the source of this 819-nucleotide messenger RNA. RefSeq lists its product as uncharacterized. The transcript has a single exon. The coding region runs from base 140 to 592 and encodes 150 amino acids. The record is from RefSeq and is a predicted model, not a curated record. Lineage: Eukaryota; Viridiplantae; Streptophyta; Magnoliopsida; Brassicales; Brassicaceae.